Molecule: messenger RNA, 2859 nt
Organism: Dothidotthia symphoricarpi CBS 119687
Lineage: Eukaryota; Fungi; Ascomycota; Dothideomycetes; Pleosporales; Dothidotthiaceae
Product: ARM repeat-containing protein
Exons: 9
Coding region: 1-2859 (952 amino acids)
Biological process (GO): phosphatidylinositol biosynthetic process; positive regulation of kinase activity
Cellular component (GO): fungal-type vacuole membrane; PAS complex; endosome membrane
Source: RefSeq, a predicted model, not a curated record
AUGGAUCCCAGCAUUACCAAGGCGCUCAACGACAAGCUCUACGACAAGCGCAAGAGUGGAGCCCUCGAGCUCGAGGGACUGAUUAGGGAUGCGCUCAAUUCGCAGGACCACGACAGGAUAGCCAAAAUCGUGCACCAACUCUGCCACGAAUAUGCGUACGCGGUUCACCAGCCUCACGCCAGAAAUGGCGGACUGAUUGGGCUGGCGGCAGCCUCGAUAGCAUUAGGACCCGAUGUAGCCCGCUAUCUUGAAGAAAUCGUGCCUCCCGUUCUCGCCUGCUUCGCUGAUCAGGAUGCUCGUGUCCGCUACUACGCUUGCGAGAGCAUGUACAACAUCGCAAAGGUCGCGAAGGGUGAGGUCCUUGUCUACUUUAACCAAGUGUUCGAUGCGCUUUGCAAGCUUGCUGCCGACUCUGAACCGUCAGUCAAGAAUGGAGCAGAGCUGCUGGACCGACUGGUCAAGGACAUUGUUUCCGAGUCUGCUGCUUCUUACGUUUCGAUACUGCAUACAUCUUCGCCUUCCGAUCAAGACCACAGCGAUGACCACGCGCAACAUCCGUCAGACCUGCCCACCGCCUUCAACCUCGAGCGAUUUCUGCCGCUCCUCGAAGAGCGGAUAAAUGUGCUCAACGCUUUCACACGAUCAUUCUUGGUGGCAUGGAUAACUCUGCUGGACUCGAUACCAGACCUCGAGCUCAUUGCUCACCUCCCACGCUUCCUUGGCGGCCUCCUUAAAUUUCUUAGCGAUUCGAACCAGGAUGUGUAUACCAUGACCCAAGUGUCGCUGGACAGAUUCCUUAACGAGAUCAAGAAAAUCGCGAGGAUCAAGAAGGGUAUAGCGGAUAGUAAGAAGAGUCAUAGCAAAGACGACCAUAGACCCUCCACCGCAAGCUCCCACAGUGAAGGACUCGAGAGCGACACCAGAAGUGGUACACCCCUUGAACAACGCGCAUCCGUCGACGAGACCGAAGACGCAAGUGGACAGAGCGGGUCAGUCACUGAUGGGAGUGAAAAGUCUGUCAACGGCGACGGCGACUGGGUGCCAGGUCAAGACGUUGUCGUUGAUCACCCAAAGAUCUUGGAGAUUCUUGUGGGCUAUCUUAGUAUCCCAUCAGAUCCGGAUGAAGAACAGAACGAAAUACUGUUGACAGCACUCCGCUGGAUCGACAGUCUCUUCGCUAUUUGUCCCGAGGAUAUCAUGCCUUUUGUCCCAAGUCUUCUGUCGAACGUACUGCCAAGGAUGUCCCACGACGUGGACACUGUUCGUCAAGCUGCGAUCAAGGUCAAUGGUGCACUCAUGGACUACAUCAUGUCUCUAUCAGAAGACAGUGGGCGAUCGGAAGGCACGUCUGGCGGGAUCCAGCUACCGCCAUCGCUCUCAGAAUUGGGCAAAGAGCUCACGGGCACAUAUCGACGAGAUUCGAACCUAUCAGGGAGGUUGCUGAAAGCAGUAGUUCGCGAACAAGCAACGAUAGCAGAGACACCAGGCACGCGGUCGCCAACCCCUGCAGAGGAACGUGGCCCCUCACCGCGCCCAAUACCUGAGCUCGAUUAUCAAGCAGCCGUCAGUGCUCUCACUUUGCAGUUUCUCAACGAGCACGAAGCCACUCGGGUCGCGGCUAUCGCCUGGCUAAUAAUGUUGCAUAGAAUGGCACCAGGCAGAAUACUCACCGUAGACGAUGGCACCUUUCCUGCGCUGCUUAAGACGCUCUCAGAUCCUUCAGAGGCUGUCGUUACUCGUGAUCUGCUCCUUCUCGCUCAGAUCUCGUUGCACAGCGACGACACUUACUUCAACUCUUUCAUGGUUAACCUUCUGAAAUUGUUCUGUACAGAUCGCGGACUGUUGGAAACUCGAGGAAAUCUUAUCAUCAGACAGCUUUGCCACACCCUUAGUGCGGAGAAGAUAUACCGUACGAUGGCCGAUUGCCUCGCCAAAGAUGAGGACGUCGAGUUUGCGAGCAUAAUGGUUCAGAACCUCAACAACAACCUCAUCACAGCGCCGGAGUUGGCAGAUCUAAGGAGACGACUUAGGAAUCUUGACAACAAGGACGGGCAGUCGUUUUUCGUCGUUCUCUUCAAGGCCUGGUGCCAUAAUGCCGUAGCCACAUUCUCACUCUGUCUUCUUGCGCAGGCGUACGAGCAGGCUUACCAACUUCUCCAAGUUUUCGCGGACCUUGAAAUGACCGUCAAUAUGCUCAUCCAGAUUGACAAACUCGUCCAACUGCUCGAGUCACCCGUCUUCACCUACCUUCGAAUUCAGCUCCUCGAGCCGGAGAAGUACCCGCACCUGUACAAAUGCAUGUACGGGGUGCUGAUGCUCCUCCCCCAAUCGUCAGCUUUUGCUGCUCUCAAAAACCGCCUCAACAGCGUGUCGGCUAUUGGGUACCUGCACAUUGCGCCGCGAACGAGCACGUACGUCCCCUCCUCUGCCAGUUCCCUAAACCAUUUGAGGCAAAAGAGCUCAGAAGUUGGUCCGUCCAGUGCGCCACAAGGCCCUUCGGUGCCAGGCUUCGAACGCGGCAAUAGACUCAAGGCAAGAGAUGAAGGCAGCGUCAAGUGGGUCGAGCUGCUGGAUCGAUUCAAGUCGACGCAGGAGAAGGCAAGACGAUCGCAGCGACAUGCGACUAUGGGUGACGAUAUGCCCAUGGGCCCUGGCUCGGUGCAUGAGAAAGAGAAGUCGCCUCCCGAAAUCCCGCCGAAGCAUCCUGGGCUACGGAGUAAUAUUCCUGUCGGGGGAGGAAUGCGACCUCCGCCGCCUUCGCCUGCGGGACCGAGUAUUCCGCCAGGUCACAAGCCUAGAUCCAGUCUCAGCAAUCUCGGACGAUUCGCUGGUGGUGUGGCUGGGAGGAAGAAAAAGUAG